Fomitopsis serialis is the source of this 2135-nucleotide messenger RNA. Its product is annotated as carboxylesterase. NCBI's taxonomy places the organism in Eukaryota, Fungi, Basidiomycota, Agaricomycetes, Polyporales, Fomitopsidaceae. The coding region runs from base 104 to 1750 and encodes 548 amino acids. The transcript has 8 exons. The record is from RefSeq and is a predicted model, not a curated record.
CACUGCUCGAGUGUGACUGUCGGACAUCUCGCAGACUCGUUACCUGAAGAUACCGUGCCCUUGCGCUCAUCCGCUCCGCACGACGUGCUCAUUGAAACCGAUCAUGGCUGCUCCUGAUUUCAAUCCUACGGUAUCCGCCCGUAGUUGGCGUAAAUACCACGCCCAGACUGCCCAGAGCCACCUUCAGGAAGAACUCUUGGCCAACACAGAGCGCAUUACAGUUCAGACGAAGUACGGUCCAAUCAUCGGUGGUCGUGCAAGCACCGGUGCUGUGGCAUUCCUGGAGGUGCCCUACGCCUUACCUCCUGUGCGCUUCGAAAAUCCCCGGCCAUUGCAGGACAAUUAUCGCUACGAAAACAAGGAGUACAUAUAUGAAGCCAGCUAUUGUGCCCAACCUAGAAAUGACCAGCUUAUUGCGGGGACACCAUAUGAGAACAUAGUUGGCCUGGGCAUGCCCACCGAGAACCCCUUGUUCGUCAACAUCGUAUGUCCACCUGAUUUCUCGCCAGGCUCAGACCGCAAGUAUCCCGUCAGAAUAUACAUCCACGGCGGCUUCCUGCAGAUCGGCUCUCCGCACGAGAUCAACUCACAGGCGCAGCAUAUCGCUGCCGCACGAUCGGAGGUGUGGGUCAACAUAGGCUAUCGUGUCUCAGUCUUCGGCUUCCUCGCUUGUGGUGAAUGGCCAAAGGUGGAGGGCAAUUACGGAUUCAAGGAUCAAUGGCUCGGGCUCCUGUGGGUUCGAGACAACAUUGACAAGUUCGGAGGUGAUCCUACGGACAUCCAGCUCACGGGGCUGUCCGCGGGUGGGCACUCGGUGCACCAGAUUUUGCACCACGCUUCCCGUCUUCCUGAAGGCGAACAAGCGCCUUUUCAAUCCGUCAUCAUACAAUCAAAUGGGAUGAUGAACAGCCCUAAGUCACGCACCGAGCUACGUCCGCAAUUCGAGGCAUUCUGCGCCGCGGUCGGCCUAAAGCCGUACACAUCCUCCAUCAUUCUCCAGCUGAGGGACACCGAGGCGCUGCCCACAAGCAAGAUCACUAGUGUCAUCGAGAACGGUCAGGUAGGCCCCGAGUUCGACACUUUCCGGGCCACGACCGACGGUGUCUGGCUCAGGAGCGAUCCCGACCCGAUGACCUGGCAACGCUCCGGCGGCCUCGCGCGCGGGCUUCGCGAGAAGGGUGUGCGGAGUGUCAUCGUCGGGGACCUCACGGAGGAGUGGUUCGUGUAUGGGAUGACGCACCGCGUUCACAGCUACGCGGACGUCGAACUGAACCUUCGCAAGUACUACCCGAGCGACAUCGUGACGCGAAUGCUCCAGUGCUAUGAGCGCCCGGAUGAUACCCCGGAUGCGCUGUUUAAGUUCAUGGGUAGGGUGCUGUCGGACGGGCAGGCGCACCUACCGACGAGGCUGCUCGCAAGGGACCUCAUCAACGCGGGAUACCCGGUACUGCGCUAUGAAAUUGGGUGGCUGCCUGCGCGCGUGCUGCGCUCUGGAGGCUAUGUCAGUCAUGGGCUUGACCGCGUCAUUUGGGCCUAUCGCGAGGCGCUGCUAGAGCAAUCUGAAAUCCCCGUCGUCCUUGGAUGGCUCGAUGCGGUCAACGCUCAAAGAGCCGCUAUCGAAGCUGGUAGCAGCAAUGAAGCCAGGAACAUGAAGAGGGUGUUUGCUCUCAAGGAUGGGUGUGCGGGCUGGAAGGAUGACACUAGAUGGGACGAUAUCAUGCGCUUGACUGUCGCCCUUCCCGGCGAGUAGCGCUCGAGUUGCUCGGCGGCGAAUGUGGGACAUGUAACACCAGUACUGCAAAGAUGUACAAUGCCUUCGUGAGACCACACUGACCUUCGCGAUGAAUUCAUUGGCGCAAUUCCACUUCAUCUGCUAUUCUUCGUCAUGCGUACAGACCGACCCUACCGAAGAGUGGCCAAGCGCGUCGCUACCAAACGUAGAUUGUUGCCUUUUGCAAGGCGAUCGGCUUCGAAUCUUCAGCUUUGUGUCAGGGUAAGACCAUCCACAGUAAUUGGACAGUCUCGCCAUGGAUGAAAUGACUUGCUACAUUUGCUCGCCGGCUCUUCCUCGGCAUGCUGAAUGUCCGUCGCAAGCGUAUGUACGUUCUGGGCAUCAUACAGGGACAUCGUACAAC